AAAUUAUUAAUGUUUUAAAGAGAAGGAAAUACAUACACCAACGGAGAAUAUACCAUUUAUGAAUAAAAAUAAAUAGGUAGGGGAGCUUAUGGUAUAGUUUUUGAAUGUACAAAAAAAAAUCGGAAUGAUAAUUUAUGUGCUAAAGUAUUUAAAACUUUUAAAUGAAGAUUAUUAAAUCGAUGACCAGUAAUUCUGAAUAUUUGAACAGAGAAAGCCAUAUUAUAAAUACUUUACGUGAGGCUUGUCCUGAUAAUCCAAAUUUGAUUAAAGUAUACUAUUGUUAGUAUCAAAAAUUUGAAAAUAAUGAUGUUUUGAUAAUAAUUAUGGAAAAAUGUAGUUCUAAUUUAAAAGAUGACUUAUCUUAAAAAUAAAAAUACACUUCUGAUGAAGUCUUAAAUAUAUUAAAAUAAUUGUUAAACGGAUAUAAACCCUUAUAUGAAAAAUCAAUACUUCAUAGAGACAUUAAACCUGAAAACAUCUUAAUAUCUUAUGAUAAUUCAGGUAAACCUAUUUAUAAAUUGGGCGAUUUUGGAGUAGGUAAGAUUAAUUCAUCUAAUGACACCACUAUUACAAAAGUAGGAACACCAGUUUAUGCAGCUCCAGAACUUAAUUGUCUUUUAAAUGACACCAGUUUAGAUCAAGCGAUAAAGGAUUUAAAGCUGAUUUAAAAUGGAAAAAGCCAAGUUGAUGUUUAUUCGGUAUCAAGUUUGUUAAUUUUAGAUUGGAAUUAUGCUUUAUUAAUUUCUUUUCGGUGAACCUCCCUUUUAAACAUAGUACCCGGAUCAAGUCAAAAUAUUUUUUUAGAAUCUAAAACACACUCCAUUCAAAAUAAAAGAACCAAUUAAAGACAUCAACUCUGAUCUUUUAACGUUGAUUGAAAAAAUGAUUGUCUACAAUCCUAAAGACAGAAUUAAAUUUUCUGAAAUUUAUUCACACAAACUAAUUAGUAUCUAAACUUUAUAGCCAAUAAAAUUCGAUAAAAGAGCAACAAUUCCAAACCCAUUUCAAAAUUAAAAUUAAAAUCAAAAUACAUUUUCAAAUUAAAUUCCAUUUUAAAAUCAAAAUGGAUUUCCAAAUUAAAUUCCAGUUUAAAAUCAAAAUACAUUUUCAAAUUAAAUUCCAUUUUAAAAUCAAAAUGGAUUUCCAAAUUAAAUUCCAGUUUAAAAUCAAAAUGGAUUUCCAAAUCAAAAUGGAUUUCCAAUUCAAAACCAAAAUUUGAGAGCCACAAAUCCAAAUCCUCCUUAAACCCAAUUUAAAAAUCCAGCUCCUCGAAUGGGCACUUUAAAUUCACCACCUAUAGAUAAUAAGUAAAAUUAAUAAAUCAAUUUUUAACCUGCAUAAAUUUAAUUUUAACCUUAAGUAGGAUAAGCAUCAUUUACACCUUAAUUAAUAUAAUCAUAAUUUCAACCUUUAAAAUCAUAAACAUAAGGUUAAAAUCAAUAAAAUAACCAGUAAAUUCAAAUAGAUGAACUGUAAGAUACAACCUUAUAUUUGUAAACUUAAUUGUAAUAAAAUAAAUAUAUCUUAGAUCUGAAAAUUACUUUUUCUAUAGCAAAUAAACAAUACGAUUAUUCAAAUAGGCUUUUGAUUCAGUAUAAAAAUGUGAUCAAAGUUAAAUUAAUAUUUACACAGAGAAAUUGAUGGAAUGUUAUAAAUUUUAAGAUAAAAAUGCUUAUUCGUUAGGAUUUCUCAAAUUUUAUUAUUGUCUUAUCAAUAAAAAAAAUAAAUUGAAUAUUUAAAAGCAGUUUAAUAAUGAACAAGAGUUAAUAUAAGCAAUUAACAAUAUAUUGAUAUAAUAUCCUCAAAAAAGUUGA
This is a messenger RNA of Paramecium primaurelia, 1814 nucleotides long. The record is from the annotation of a GenBank genome assembly. Lineage: Eukaryota; Ciliophora; Oligohymenophorea; Peniculida; Parameciidae.